Messenger RNA from Cyclocybe aegerita, 1548 nucleotides. NCBI's taxonomy places the organism in Eukaryota, Fungi, Basidiomycota, Agaricomycetes, Agaricales, Hemipholiotaceae. The record is from the annotation of a GenBank genome assembly.
AUGAUGUCCUCCCUUAACAACACCCCUACUCAACCUCCACCCAUGACCGUCACUCCGCGCUCUGAAAGCGAGCUGGAGUCUGCCAACCAAAACAGCCCCAAGAAGGCCUACAAGAUCCUCCCUGGCCAUGCUGUCUUUUUGGCGUAUCCGCUCAUCAUUUUCACGAUCACACUCCUUAUUCUCUCAAUUGUCGGAUUCUGCGAAGACAAACAAAAGCUCCGAUACCGCCACUACUAUGGGAUCACUCACGUCGCCUCAAUCCUCUGUUUUGUCGUCACUCCCUUCACCCUUUUCUACCUGCUCUUCCUCAUCUUUACCUCCUGGUUCCGGUCCAGAAUCCCCCGCUCCAUCACUGAAAUGAAGCGCCUUAUCUUCGGAUGCUUCAACUUCGCCUAUGUAGCAGCUAUGACGAUCCUAUGGGGUUUCAUCGUCGGCGAGAACGCCAAAAGGGCCAUGCGCCGAGACCUGCGCCUGAACAUUGCAAUUAUCGCCGGAAUUGAAUUGGCCUUUUUGUGCCUUCUUGGCGUCGUGUUCUUGUUCGAUAUUUGGCAAGCACACCGCGACGCUAUGAAGGAGGGGGGAAUUCGCCUCCCGACGACCAUGCCUAGCAUCGUGGUCAUGAUCAAUGGCACGCCGUACAUUGAUAUUCCGAAUUUCCAGCUUCCCCAGACGUCGCCUCGAGUUUCCGAUGUCAAAGUGAAAAUUCAGGAAUUCAACCAGAAACCCGUUGACAUCGAAGGAGGAGAGUUCCUCCCUACAAUCAACUGUAUUCUCGGCGCGAUGUCCACCUUCAAUAACACCCCUACUCAGCCUCUGCCCAUGAUCGUCCCCCCGCGCUCUGAAAGCGAGCUGGAGUCUGCCAGCCAGAAUAGCUCCAAGAAGGCCGACAAGAUCCUCCCCGACCAAGCUGCCUUUCUGGCGUAUCCGCUCACCAUUUUCACGAUAACACUCCUUAUUAUGUCGAUCGUUGGAUUCUUCGAAGACGAACGGAAUCGUCAAUACCGACAUUAUUACCCGUACUACAGCAUCACCCAUGUCGGUUCGAUCCUCUGCUUUGUCACCGCGCCCUUCACCCUGUUCUAUCUACUCGCCCUCGUCUUCGCCUCGUGGCUCCCGUCCAGAGUCCCUCGCUCCAUCAAAGACAUGAAGCGCGGUACCUUCGGAUGUGUCAAUUUCGCCUAUAUCGCAGCUUUGACCAUUCUGUGGGGCUUCAUCGUCAGCGAGAGUGGCAACGCGGUGACCCCGCGAGAUCUCCGCCUACACAUUACGAUUAUCGCCGGAAUCGAGUUGGCCUUUUUGUGUCUUCUUGCUGUCGUGUUCCUCUUCGACAUCUGGCAGGCACAUCGCGAUGCUAUGAAGGAGGGGGGGAUUCGCCUCCCGACGACUACACCUCGCAUAACGGUCGUAAUUAAUGGCACGCCGUACAUCGACAUUCCGUCUUUCCAGCUUCCUCAGUCGCCCCAAGCUUUCGACAUCAAAGCGAAAGUUCAGGACUUCGAUCAUCAAUCCAUUAACACCAAAGAGCCCCUUCCUACGUACAACGCCUAA